AUGGUCGGAGGUGGUGGCAGUGGGUGGUGGCGGUGGGUGGUGGCGGCGGCAGAGGUAGGUGGUGGCGACGACAAUGGUGGGCGUUACAGUGGAGGUGGGUGGCGGCUGACGGCGGAGGCGGAGUGGGUGGCAGCUGUGGCGCGGUGGUGUCGGGGGUGGUGGGUGGUGGCGAGUGACGGCGGGGGCGGAGGUGUGGAUGGUGGGUGGCGGUUGGUAGCGGCGGAGGUGGGUGACGACUGGGGUGGGGAUGGGUGGUGGCGGGAGACAGCUGGGGUGGAGGUGGGUGGUGGUGGUGGCGGCGGAAGUGGGUGA
This is a messenger RNA of Helianthus annuus (common sunflower), 312 nucleotides long. Its product is annotated as glycine-rich cell wall structural protein 1-like. NCBI's taxonomy places the organism in Eukaryota, Viridiplantae, Streptophyta, Magnoliopsida, Asterales, Asteraceae. Bases 1 to 312 code for a protein of 103 amino acids. The transcript has 2 exons. The record is from RefSeq and is a predicted model, not a curated record.